Molecule: messenger RNA, 2007 nt
Organism: Ustilaginoidea virens
Lineage: Eukaryota; Fungi; Ascomycota; Sordariomycetes; Hypocreales; Clavicipitaceae
Exons: 3
Coding region: 1-2007 (668 amino acids)
Biological process (GO): positive regulation of GTPase activity
Cellular component (GO): cytosol
Molecular function (GO): guanyl-nucleotide exchange factor activity
Source: RefSeq, a predicted model, not a curated record
AUGACACCUCAAGAGGUCGGGCUUCUCCUCCGUCAGAAUGGCCGCGAUGCUUCGCCAAGCCACGCCGGUGAUUCGUCCGAGGCAUCGGAUGUGGCUCGGCCGAAACGGACAGAGUUGCUUGCUGGCGUGCUCGGCACAUGCGAGCACCUGAGGUCCACGGAUUCCGAGCAACUGGACUUGGUCGCAGAGAAGUUGGCUGACGGCAGCCGAGACGUCUCGUGGCGGCUGCCGUAUGGCGAUUCAGGAAUUCUGGACUUCUUCAUUGCACUUUUGUCUCAAGGUCCCUUGGGGCCGAAACUGCACAUCCAUGCCCUCCGUUUGAUAGGCAAUUCCUGCGCCGAUACCGACGAAAACCGGGCGCGGGUGGUUGACAAGGAACAACUGCUGGCCAUCAUCCCGCAUUUGAAAAACGAAAGUCUGAUUCCUUUCCACAUUCCCGUCAUAUACAACAUCUUGGUAGACUAUGAUCCCGCCCAGAUUCUUGCCUCCAAGUCAGGCUUCAGCAAAGAGCUCGUCACCAUCCUCUCCUUGCCUAACAUCUCCGAAUAUGCUGUUUUCGUGCCGUACAUCUGCAAGAUACUAGCGCUCCUCGUCUCCCAGCAAGGCGAACCUGCUGUUGCCGACCCUGACACGGUUGGCGUGCUCCUCGGACUGGCGGCACAACCGGUGGCCAAGGCUGAUGUCGAGUGUUUCAUUAGCCUGCUAGGAGUCGCUGUGGCCUACCUUGCGUGCGAGGACUUCCAAACUAGGCUCGUUUCUGACAACCAGGUCCCGCUGUUUCUCGAUGCGUUUCAUCACCUGCACGCCGGACUCGACAUCAAAGACGUCGGAGACGACGACUUGAUUGCUCAAAUAAAGAAGUUGCGGAGCUCAUUGCUCUCCACCUUGGCGGAUAUUUCCGGCCAUGACUCUUUCAUCAAAACGUACCCCUUGUCCGACAUUGUGCCACAGUCGUUGGUGGUUUGGGCGCGCAGCAACAAUCCUUUCCUGCAGGCAGCCGCGUGUCUUGCUCUGGGUAAUAUCUCUCGCUCCGACGAGGCAUCGCUUGCUUUGGUAGAGUCCUGCAAGGUACAUGAGCCAUUGGUGAAGCUGCUGGCUGAUCCAGCUGUCACCGAUGGUCAGCUUCUUCAUGCUGCCUGCUCGUUUCUCAAAAACUUGGCGAUCCCGCCCAGAAACAAGCCACGUCUUGGGGAUUUGCUGCGAUUGCCGUGCGUCCCGAGACUGUACUCCCUGGACACGACGCCUCAAGUCCAGUUCGCAGCUGUCUCGCUGACGCGCCUCCUGCUGCUCAACUGCCCCCCAAACGCUCGAGAGCUUUGCACUCCCGUAGAACUCACUGCCCCCCAUACAGGUGUUGGCGAUAUCAUCUCCCUGUUCGGACGGUCCGACGCCGAGUCAACCAAGCUUGAAGCAGCGAGAUGUGUGGCUGGCAUAUGCCGGAUUCUACACUCUACGCCAAUAUCCGAGGUCCUGACCCAAUCAUACUCCACCACCGGUGCAUUCGAGACAAUGAGCGAUGAAGACAGAAGGACCGACUUCUACCGGAGACACCCCGUCCAUGAUGCGCUGAGAUUUCUCAUCACGCAAGACAAAUGGCCGUCGCUACGGUCCGAGGCUUGGUUCAUCCUCGCGCUCAUGUCACGUUCCAAAGAUGGUGCUCGGAUAGUCUUGUCGAUAUUGAAGGACAGGGUGGCGGAUGGAACCUUGAUAGAAACCGUCACAGGGCAAAAACCAGAGAGUAUGCAGACAGGUACUGGAAGCGACCACGUCUCAGGGCAUGCUGCAGACUUGACUGGAACCUUGCCACUCGAAACUCAGCAAACUGAUCCAAAACAGAGAGCUCCUCCUCUGUCGAAAGCGGAUGGAGAGAAUGCUCUCGUCCUGUGCACUGAGUUGUUGAAAGUGGCCGAGUCUGAAAUGACACCCGAAAGAUCCGCAAUGUUACAAGACCUGAUCAAACAAGGAACUCGACGCAUUGCCGCUAAUCAGGCUAUUGCAGACCCCUGA